Molecule: messenger RNA, 7690 nt
Organism: Monodelphis domestica (gray short-tailed opossum)
Lineage: Eukaryota; Metazoa; Chordata; Mammalia; Didelphimorphia; Didelphidae
Product: ATP-binding cassette sub-family A member 9
Biological process (GO): lipid transport; transmembrane transport
Cellular component (GO): intracellular membrane-bounded organelle; membrane
Molecular function (GO): lipid carrier activity; ABC-type transporter activity; ATP hydrolysis activity
Source: RefSeq, a predicted model, not a curated record
UCAAAUUACAUCAGCCAGCCUGACUGGAACAAUAUUCUAACUUGUUUCAAAAACUGGUCAGAAUAGAGCUAUUCAAAAUAGGCAAACAUUGAAAAUAUUUCGUAAAGGAAAGGAUUUUGAAUCUCCAAGAUCUAAAGAGACCAAUGGAUUAAAAACUUUUCAGGAUUACUUGCUCUGUCUUUCCUGACUGUAACUAACUUAUGGUUGCUAAUAUAAUUUAGAAGAUGAUUCCAGCUCAAGAAUAUUUACUUGAAGACAGAACAAAAAUCUUUGAAUAGAAAGAACCUUAUUAACUAAAAUAAAUCACCAACAGGUCAAAAAUGAGUAAAAGAGAGAUAAGCAUAUGUCACCAAACUCAAGCCCUUCUGUAUAAGAACAUCAUUAAAAAAUGGAGGAUGAAAAAAGAAAGUUUAUGGGAAUUACUUUCCUCUCUGGGUGUAAUUCUUCAUCUGUACCUACUUUCAACAGUUAUUAGUGUUACUCAGUUUCAAGAACAUCCUUCUGUGGACCUUGGACGCAUAGAUAAAUUUAAUGAUUCUGACUUUGCCAUUGCAUAUACACCAGUCUCCAAAAUGACUCAACAGAUAAUAGAAAAAGUAGCAUCAACUUCCUUUAUGAAAGGAAUAAAAAUAUAUGGAACUCCAGAUCCAGAAGCCAUGGAGAGAUUUUAUGAACAAAACAGGACUGAAGUCGUGGGGAUCAUCUUUCAUAAUGCUUUUUCAUAUGAAAUGAAGUUUCUUUGGGCCCAGAGACUUCCAUUUCUUGAGGAACACAAAGACCAUGCAGCUCACUGCUAUAAUUAUAAAGAAGGCUUCCACUGUUUACUUGAGAAAUAUUGGACACGUGGUUUUGUGGCAUUUCAAGCUGCCAUAAAUUCUGCUAUCAUAGAAAUCACAACAAACCAUUCAGUGGUGGAUAAAAUGAUGGCAGUCACUGGAAUAAAAAUGAAGAUGCUACCUUUCAUUUCUAAAGGGGAAAUACUGUAUGAGUUGAUUCUUUUCUUCUACAUAAUUUCAUUCACCCCAUUGAUAUAUUUUGCAUCACUCAAUGUUACAAAAGAGAGGAAAAAAGUCAAAGAAUGGAUGAAAAUGAUGGGUCUCCAAGAUUUAGCAUUCUGGCUCUCCUGGGGUGUGCUGUAUGCUGGCUUCAUCUUUAUUAUGGCCACUUUUUUAGCAAUUACCAUAACAUAUUUCGAACUAAUAAUCAUCACAGGCUACCUGGUGAUAUUCACUGUGUUCUUUCUUUAUGGUCUCUCUUUGGUAGCUUUUGCUUUCUUGCUGAGUGUUUUGAUAAAGAAACCUGUACUUAGUGGCUCAAUCACAUUCCUCUUUAUUGUUUUUUGGGGAAGUUUGGGAUUUGUUUCAUUACAUAAACAACUUCCUGCAUCUUUGGAAUGGAUUUUUUGUUUCAUGAGUCCCUUUGCCUUUAUUCAUGGAAUUAUCCAAAUCAUAUGGUUGGAUUAUGACUUGACAGGUGUUACUUUCCAGGAUCCCACAGGGAGAUCACAUAUAUUAAUAGCAACAAUUUUUAUGCUGAUUUUUGAUACUAUCCUCUAUUUGGCACUCACAUUGUAUUUUGACAAAAUCUUACCAAGUGAAUAUGGAUACCGGCACUCUCCCUUGUUUUUUCUAAAGUCCAGACAUCAACACCACAAAGUCCUAGAGAAUGAGGCAAGUCCUGAAUAUUACUGUGACUCUUUUGAACCAAUUUCACCAGAAUUCCAUGGGAAAGAAGCCAUCAGAAUUAGAAACAUAAGAAAAGAAUAUAAAGGAAAGGUGGAGAAAGUGGAAGCUUUGAAAGGUUUGCAAUUGGACAUCUAUGAAGGCCAGAUCACGGCAAUACUUGGUCACAGUGGAGCAGGAAAAUCAACACUGCUAAAUAUACUUAGUGGACUGAUUGUUCCAACAGAAGGUUCAGCUACUAUCUAUAACAACAAUUUUUCUGACAAGACUGAUUUGGAAGAAAUCAGAAAGAUAAUUGGUGUUUGUCCACAAUUCAAUGUGCAAUUUGACUUCCUCACCAUGAGAGAAAAUCUCAGGCUAUUUGCUAAAAUUAAAGGAAUUCAGCCACAGAAAGUGGAACAAGAGGUACAAAGAGUUGUUAUGGAAUUGGAAAUGAAAAACAUUCAAGAUGUCAUUGCAGAAAACCUAAGUGGUGGACAAAAAAGGAAGUUGACCUUUGGGAUUGCCAUUUUAGGAGAUCCUCAAAUUUUGUUAUUGGAUGAACCAACUGCUGGAUUGGAUCCUUUUUCAAGGCACCAAGUUUGGAAUCUCCUAAAAGAACAUAAAUCAAAAAAAGUGAUCCUUUUGAGUACACAGUUCAUGGAUGAGGCUGAUUUAUUGGCUGAUAGGAAAGUGUUUAUGUCCAAAGGGCAGUUGAAGUGUGCAGGUUCUUCUCUGUUUCUGAAGAAAAAGUGGGGUAUUGGAUAUCACUUAAGUUUGCACAAGAAUAUUCAAAUCUGUAACUCAGAGACCAUAACAUCUCUUAUAAAACAUUAUAUUCCUGAUGCCAAAUUAAAAGAAGAAAAUGAAGAAAAGCUUGUGUACACAUUACCCUUGGAAAGGACAAAUAAAUUUCCAGACCUUUACAGAGAUCUUGAUAGCUGCAUUGGCCAAGGCAUUGUGCAUUAUGGUGUUUCUAUGAUGACUCUGAAUGAAGUUUUCCUAAAACUAGAAGGAAAAACAGCUACUGAUGAAGCAGAUUUUGGCAAUUGGGUACAGGCUCAAACAGAAAUGUCAAGAAACUCUGAGGGCUCUGUUGAGCUUAAUGAGGCUUUCUCUUCGUUUUCUGGAAGGAGGGAGGUGACACUUGGUUCCAUGGCUCUGUGGAGACGUCAAGUCUGUGCAAUAGGAAGGCUUCGAUUCUUAAAACUAAAACAUGAUAAAAAAGCUUUCCUGUGUAUAUUACUGUUGUUUGGAGUGGCUUCUAUACCUUAUAUUGUGGAAGAAAUAGUAUUUAAUAGAUUUCAUCAAUCUACUGCUUGGCGCCUUUCACCUAAAUCAUAUUUCCUCUCUCCUGGACAAUAUCCACAAAGUCCACUCACCAGCCUAUUGGUCAUCAAUAAUACAGGAUCAAACAUUGAAGAUUUUAUAGAUUCUUUGAAACACCAAAACAUAGUUUUAGAAUUAAAGGAUUUUGAAAAGGAAAAUGGUACAGAUGAUCCAUCAUACAAUGGAGCCAUCAUUGUAUCAGGUGAAAAAAAGGAUUAUAGGUUUUCAGUUGCAUGUAACACCAAGAGACUGAAUUGCUUUCCUGUGCUUGUGGAUGUCAUUAGUAAUGGACUCCUUAAAAUGUUCAAUUCCUCAAAGCAAAUUCAGACUACAAGAAACAUAUUUCCUCAUAUAACUGUGUUGCUUGAUCUUGGUUAUUUGGACAGCAAUGUUUUCUGGCAAUUGAUGGCUACCAGCAUUUCUCCUUACAUUGCAAUAAGCAGUAUCUAUGAUUACAAAAUAAGAGCUCAAUCCCAACUAAGGAUUUCAGGCCUCUACCCUUCCGCAUAUUGGUGUGGACAGGCCCUGGUGGAUAUCCCAUUUUACUUUUUGAUACUCAUUGUAAUAAAUAUACCUAUAUCUAUUACAAAAUACAAAAACAUCCCAGAAUUUUCACCUGAUAUAGCAGUGGAGUUUGCUAAGGUCCUGUCAAGCAUUGGUUAUGCAGCAUCUAUUAUUUCUUUCAUGUAUAUUAUUUCAUUCAUCUUUCGUAAUGGAAGAAAACAUAGUAGCAUUUGGUGUCUGUGCUUCUUUAGUGUUUCAAUAUUAUUGACAAAAAUUCUUGAGAUCAAGUAUAAAUUUUCCCAAAUCCUUCUCUGUACUAUAUUAAUACCCUUCUUUACCCUGAUUGGAAUAAAUGGAUAUGUACUUGAGUUCUAUUAUUAUAGCAAAAGAAUCAAAGAAGAUAAUGAUGAUGAAAUGAGUGAAGAUAUAUUCUUCAUAAUUCUCUUACCUUAUCUCCAUUGUAUCAUUUUUGUUUUCAUUCUCCGGUAUCUGGAAAAAAUGAAAUAUGGAAAAAACUUAUUAAGAAUGGACCCUGUCUUCAGGAUGUUUCCAUCAAGUAAAGAUGCAAGUCCCAACCCUGAAGAGCCAGAAGAUGAAGAUGAAGACAUUCAAGAAGAAAGAGAAAGAACAUCAAGGGCAUUGACUACUUCAAACCUUGAUGAGAAACCAGCCAUUAUUGCUAGCUGUCUACGCAAGGAAUAUGAAGGCAAAAAGAAAAGUUGCUUUGCAAAGAAGAAGAAGAAACUGGCUACAAGAAAUAUCUCUUUCUGUGUUAAAAAAGGAGAGGUCCUGGGGUUGCUAGGACACAAUGGAGCUGGCAAAAGUACAGCAAUUAGGAUGAUAACUGGAGAAAUAAGACCAACUGCAGGAAAGGUGGUGCUAAAAAGGAAGAGUAUAGACACAAGUCAACAAAGAGAUGAAAUGUUCCAGUUCCUUGGCUACUGUGCUCAGGAAAACACACUCUGGAAAAACAUUACAGUGAGAGAACAUCUGGAGCUAUAUGCUGCAGUAAAAGGAAUAAAUAAAGAAGAUGCCACAGCUAUAAUUUCACGAUUGGUGGAUGCUCUCACACUUAAGGAGUACAUGAAAUUUCCAGUCAAUAAGUUGUCACCAGGCAUAAAACGAAAGUUGUGUUUUGCACUGAGUAUGCUGGGAAAUCCUGCUAUAGUACUUCUGGAUGAACCGUCAAUUGGAAUAGACCCAGAAGGGCAGCAGCAAAUAUGGCAGGCUAUUCGGGCAACCUUUAAGAAAAAGGAGAGGGGUGCUAUUCUGACUACACAUUACAUGGCAGAAGCUGAAGCUGUGUGUGACCGAGUGGCCAUUAUGGUGUCAGGACAACUACGAUGUAUUGGUUCCAUCCAACAUCUGAAAAGCAAAUUUGGCAAGGAUUAUUUACUAGAAAUAAAAAUAAAGGACCCUUUGCAAAUGAUGCCCCUACACACUGAGAUUCUGAAGCUUUUUCCAAGAGCAGCCCGGCAAGAAAGGUAUUCUUCUUUGAUGGUUUAUAAAUUACCUAUGGAAGAUAUUCAACCUCUCUCACAAGCUUUUUCCAAAUUAGAGGCAGCUAAACAUACCUUCAACCUGGAGGAAUACAGCCUCUCUCAGUCCACUUUGGAACAGGUAUUUCUAGAGUUGUCAAAGGACCAGGAGCUGGGAGAUUUUGAAGAGGAACUGGACACAACAGUAAAAUGGAAACUCCUCCCUCAGGAAGAGCCUUAAAGACAAAAACCUCCUAAAUUUUCUUUAAGUUCAGUAGAAUCAUUUGUAAUCCUGUUAAUUUGCAUUAUUAAUUUUUCAUUACAGAAGAAAGUUAACCAAAUACUUUUGAAGCAUAUAUUUUUACUCUGUAACUAAUUAUAAUUUUAAAUGACUGCUUACUAAAGUGAAGGAAGAUAAAAGGACUACGAUUAAAACAGUAAAUAGUGAUGGAGAUAGGCAAUGAGUAGCAAUGGGAACAAGACCCUCAUACUCUGAAAUCUUGCAAUUCUCACCAGUUAGCACUAGUUAAACAUAAACUGCAGCAUUAGUCAAGCAUAAACUGCUAAAUCUGUAUUGUUAAUUAGUUAUUAUCAAUUACUUGAACUGAAUCUGUAAUAUUCUCUACUGGUCAUCAGCUCUAUGCCUAAUCUGUUUAAUUAAUUACUUAAAUCUUUCCAUAUUUAGAUUAGAACUGUAAAAUAUAAUCAAUUACCUAUAGUGGUCUUUCAAUGUUUUGCACCCUCCUGCUCCCACUUUCUCAUUCCAGAAGAGCAGCUAGACCUCUCACAGUUUGACAUAUGAUGACAAGACUGACAAUGGGAAACUAGGCACCUGUGCACUGGUGACUCUUGCAUUCCAGAAGAAUUCCCCAAACUUCCACAUGGUCCUUAUUCCCCAUGAUGUACAUGCCAAAAACAAAAAACACACCUCCACCUGAAUUUGGCUAUGUUCAUUUUCCAGGGUUUUUGGGAAAGGUGAAGAUUUCUCUGGAAUGGGAGAUGACUAGUUCCUAAACCCUAAUUAAUAUGCCAACUCUGAUCCACAGAGAAAGCUUCUAUUUUGUAGCAGAAGCUGUUCCUCUACAGCUGAGGCUGCUACUCCACACAGGGAUCUACUACUAUACAAUGGAAACCGCCACUCCAAAGCAGAGCUGCUACUCCAUACUCAAAGCUGCUACUCCGUACCUGGAGGGCUGCUAUUCCAUCAGCUCCAGAGAGGCUACUCUACUAGCCCCUGGACUUGCCCAUCAGCCCUAAGGCUACCUGAUUAGUCCCCAGACUAUCGAAUCAGCUAUUAGGCUAUUACAUAACCAUAAACCUCUUAUUAAAAUAAAAUUAUUUUCUUACUUCUGGAUUGAACAGUUUUUAAGUCUCCCAUUCUUGGGAUAAGACCCUGCUACAAACUUGGUUAUGCUUCUUCCAUAUAGAGACCUGGCCUGGAGUCCCUAUAUGAUUUUUAUCUGUGGGUAGUAACCUGUGGAGGAGAAGGGAGACUAAGGAAAUGGGUGAAUAAUAAAGACUCAGAGACAACAAGUUAGAAGAUAUGGGGAGUGGCGCGAACUCCUUAAUGUUUCCCUUGGAUACUUAAUUAAAGGGAAACAUGAGCAAUAAGAAAACAUGUGGGGAGUAACAACUCCUUAAUGCCUCCUAUGGACAAGAGAGUCCGAGGAUUAAUAGGAAGCAUGGGGGCUACAGCAUCGUGAGGAUCAACAGGAAAAGAUAGGACAGAGCAUUUGGAAGAUACAGGGAAGUAAGAGGUGUAAGAGAAGAGGAAGUAAGAGAGAGAUUCAUGCUUGUUCCCCAGUAUUUAUUGGAGAUUUUAGGAAUGUGGAUUAGGAGGAAAUCACCGCAUAUGUAACAUGGCAUGGGUCUUAACAUUGGUUGAAUUGACAAUAACAAGAUCAAAGAAGUGGAGAUUAAUCCAACCUGAGCUUUGCAAAUGAAUGUACUCUGAGCCAGGGCAGUGUGGCUGUCAAGGUCCAGUCCAUGAAUUUGCCCAUCCUUUGCUAGUCCUUGGACUGUCCCUUUCCAUACCAUGUGUCUGGUAAAUGAAUCUACAGGAUACAAUAUCAAUACAUCAACCAUACUUUCCAGAUGCUAACAUGCCUGGUAUGCUACAUCUCUGAUUUCAGACAGAGCUUCUCAGAUUUCUUCUGUAUUUGCAUACCAUUCUAAGUAUAUGUUCUGUAUUCUAUGAUGUGAGAGCAGUACAAGAAGACAGGGACUUCCAUGCCCAAAGAACCCCAGGACAUAAAGCUUCUGGGUAGAUAGGAAGUCAGGGGCUUUCCAUUCAGCAAGACUGUGUAAAUAAGCCUAGAACACCCCAGAAUGCAAGGUCUCUGGGUAGUCAUUAAAUUAGAAGCAGUAGACAUGUAGCUUUUCCCCUUAGCAUGAACUCAACCCAUUCUCCUUAGCUUGAACUCAACCCAUUCUUCUCUCCAAGUUACCAGAUAUCCUGCUAAGAAACCACUAGUGCAAGAACUUCAUUAGGAGCCUAGCUAGUGAGUCACCCCCUGAAUUACUGCAUCCAGCUAGGCAAUCAUACAUUGACAUAUUGAUUCAUUACAUAUAGAAAACUCUUGUUUGGUAUCACUGAAGUAACAUGUUCAUUAUCCUUACCUUGUGAAUCAUUACCUAUGAAGAUAAUCCUCUUACCUACAUCAUUUACCCUAUAAAUUGUAGACCCCAACCCAAUAAACUUUGCCACUCCUCUGAGAA